Schistocerca serialis cubense is the source of this 642-nucleotide messenger RNA. RefSeq names its product GA-binding protein subunit beta-1-like. The coding region runs from base 129 to 623 and encodes 164 amino acids. Lineage: Eukaryota; Metazoa; Arthropoda; Insecta; Orthoptera; Acrididae. The record is from RefSeq and is a predicted model, not a curated record. The transcript has a single exon. Gene Ontology annotation, molecular function: protein binding.
AGAUUCAUUAGUUUUCACUGUUCUGACAUGUUUUUAGAACUGGUCGUUAUAGUUUACCUCAUAAACAGUGUAUAUAUGGAGAAAAAUACGAGAACUUCUCUCUUUCUUGCAGGACCCUUCCUGCAGACAUGAACAGCAGGGGGCUGCUCCAGUCAGCUACACGGGGGUCAAUGGAGGAAGUGCAGGUACUGCUUGGGGCUGGUGCUGAUGUGGGGUACAGAGGAUGGACCAUGUGGACCGCUCUACAUUAUGCAGCGAAGCAGGGACAUACUGAUAUUGUGAGGUGUCUGAUCGGGAAUGGGGCAGAAGUGGAUGCCAGGACCGAUGUGAGGCAGACGCCUCUACAUUUGGCUGCAUGGAAAGGCCAUACGGCAGUGGUGCGGCUGCUGGCGGCGUCCUCGGCCGACGUCGAUGCCAAGGAUCAGUGGGGUAGGACGCCUCUGCACUGGGCGGCACCCUACGGCAACGCAGAGGCGGCGAAGGCGCUGCUGGAGGCAGGGGCCGAUAGGGACGCCAAGGAGGACGCAGGGAACACUGCGCUGGACUUAGCAAGAGUGAACAAGCGACAAUGGAUGGUAGAAAUCCUAUCUAGCAUUCCAACAAACGACUGUGAUGUGAACUAAAUAAAGCUUUGAUACAUGA